AUGAUCGAUCGUAGACAAGCCAACGAACCAAUUUAUUAUGGUGCUGAUCAAUUACAAAAAACAGAUGAAAGUCAAUUACGAAGUCUCGAUGAACGACAUGAUGACUUGAGACAAUUAGAAGAUAAUAUUGUUCAAUUACAUGAAAUUCAUCGUGAUUUUUCUGAACUUGUUAGUGGUCAAAAUCAAUUAAUUGAUAAUAUUGAAGCAGAUGUUGUUAAAACAGAAACUCAUGUCAUGGUUGGUGCUUCUAAUAUAGCUAAAACUGUUCAAUUACAAAGUGCAAUUCGUCGAAAAAAAAUUCUAUGUUGUUCGAUUGUAUUGAUAAUUGUUGCAAUAGGUAUAACUAUUGGUCUUAUAAUUUAUUUUGUUAAAAAACCAAAAUAA
Molecule: messenger RNA, 384 nt
Organism: Adineta steineri
Lineage: Eukaryota; Metazoa; Rotifera; Eurotatoria; Adinetida; Adinetidae
Source: the annotation of a GenBank genome assembly